GCUUCCGGAUAUUGAAUGGCUUGCUGUGUACUUCUAGCGUCCUGUUUGUCUGCUUCAGAAAGGAAUGUUCGUCUCCAUAUCCACAGGCGUCUCCUGGAAGACCCAUCUAUAAUAGGAACUUAAGCCAAUUGGCCCCUUCAAUAGAAUUGUGGCUGAUUUGGCAUUGCUGACAGAUUGACAGACACAGAACAUUCAACAAUUUGAAAACUGGAUACAAAAUGAGAAACAGACCUAUCAGUCCAGAAGCUUAAAAAAUCACUCUGCAUUUCCUUGACUUUAUUGAACUGCUGCAGUCCGCAUAGUGAAGCUGCUCGGUAAAGAGUUAAAGGAUUUUCCUCCAGUGAUGGAUUCCAAUCAAACACACUUCAGACGUAAUCAUCAGUAAUAUGGAAACUCUCCCUAAACACCCGACAGGAAGAGCACAUCACUCCACUAGAGGCCAUCUUUGCACCUUAACAACGUACAGACCCAGAACAGGAUUGUUGGAGAACAGUGAGAAAGAAACAAGGACAUGUAUCUACAAGAGGACAGUGUGUCUGGGAGCAGUGUUUAUAGGUGUUGGUAUCCCAUAUACACUGGUCUUGAGUUUCUUGGAGGGAGGAUCUGUCAGAAUUAUUCCUGUGGUGUGGAGGGAGGAAGCUAUGUGUUUAAGUAUCUCAUUGUUCUCACUGUAUCUUCUCUCUUUGAGGGCUGAGUCUUGUGGAGGCCCAGGACAUGUAGUUGGUCCCCUUCACAUUCGUGAACUAGUUGAAUAUAUAUGACAAUCCAGUAACUUUUCAUGGUCACUAUUUUGGAGUGUUUCACCCAAAUUACUUCAUUUCACAACCUCCUUUAGCAUCUUUAAUAGUUCUUUCUCAUACUCGCAUUUUCAUGAUUUAAAAUUGUCAACAGAGAAUCAGAGGUACAUUCAUCAGCAAGAAUUCCAAACAAACAUCCCGUCAACAUCUGAGAGUGAGUCAAUUCAUCAGGACGUGAAAACCAUUUGGCUUUCACCACUUGUCUGUUUUGACCUUGGAAAAUGAUUUCAACCAUCAGUGUGACUGGAAACACACCAAGAGGCAUCCACCCAAGUGAGUGUUCCGGUGAACUGACUGUGGAGAGAGAUCAAGCCAGUAACACAGCCUGAGUGAGAGUGUUCCGGUGAACUGACUGUGGAGAGAGUUCAAGCCAGUAACACAGCCUGAGUGAGAGUGUUCCGGUGAACUGACUGUGGAGAGAGCUCGAGCCAGUUACACAGCCUGAGUGAGAGUGUUCCGGUGAACUGACUGUGGAGAGAGCUCGAGCCAGUUACACAGCCUGAGUGAGAGUGUUCCGGUGAACUGACUGGAGACAGGCCUUGAACCAGUUCCACAGCCUGAAUAACAUCACAACAUUCACGGUGGGGAGAAACUGUAUCCCUGUCCAGUGUGCGGGUGAGGAGUCAGCUGACCAUCCAGUAUGGAACAACAUGAGGACACCUGCACUAUGGAGAAACCAUGGAAAUGUGUGGACUGUGGGAAGGGAUUUAACUGUCCAUCCCGGCUGGAGAUUCAUCGACGCAGUCACACUGGGGAGAAACCGUACACCUGCUCUGUUUGUGGGAAGGGAUUUACUCAGCCAUCUGACCUUGAGAAACAUGAACGCACUCACACUGGGGAGAGGCCAGUCAUCUGCCCUGAUUGUGGGAAGGGAUUCAGGGACUCCUCCACCCUUCUGAUACACCAGCGAGUUCACACUGGGGACAGGCCAUUCAUCUGCUCUGUGUGUUGUAAAGGAUUCAGUAACUCAUCCAGCCUGUGGAGACACCGGCGAGUUCACACAGGGGAGAGGCCGUUCAUCUGCCACGUGUGUGAGAAGGGAUUCUCUGAGUCAGCACAGCUGCUGAGACACAGGCGAGUUCACACUGGGGAGAGGCCUUUCAUCUGCCACGUGUGUGAAAAGGGAUUCACUACAUCAGCCCACCUACUGAGACACCAGCGAGUUCACACUGGGGAGAGGCCUUUUAUCUGCCUCAAGUGUGGGAAGAGUUUCACUCAGUCAUCUCAGCUGUUGACACACCAGCGAGUUCACACUGGGGAGAGGCCAUUCAUCUGCCGCAUGUGUGAGAAGGGUUUCUCUGAGUCAGCCCAACUAUUGAGACACCAGCGGGUUCACACUGGGGAGAGGCCUUUCAUCUGCCCUGAGUGUGGUAAGAGUUUCACUCAAUCAUCUAAUUUGCUGACACACCAGAGAGUUCAUACUGGGGAGAGGCCAUUCCCCUGUUCGGAGUGUGGGAAGGGAUUCUCUCAGUUAUCCAGCCUCAGGGCACACCAACUGGUUCACACUGAUGAGAGACCUUUCAAAUGCUCGCACUGUGAGAAGUGCUUUAAAAGCAGAUAUGAAGUGCUGAGACACCAAUGCAUUCACACUGGGGAGAGGCCGUUCCCCUGCACUGAGUGUGGGAAACGAUUUGUCCGUUCACAACACCUUCUGAGACACCAGCGAAUACACACUGGUGAGAAGUUGUUACCUGCUCCCUCUGUGCCAAAAGGAAUUAUUCAGACAUCCCACCUGCUGAGACACCAGUGAGUUCACAAGUGACGGCAUGGCAUCUUUUUACAUACAUUGCUGUUCUUAAUAAAACUUUUCUCACCACCUUUGCUUCUCUUUCCCAAAACCUGAACAAUGGAAACAAUUAUUUAUUUCUCUACCUCGGCUAAUCCUAUCAAAAACCCAAACAUGUGAAGCAUGGUGACUGGAACUGGACUCAAGUUCUGUCCUAACUAGAUUUUUAAAAGGUCAGCAUCUUUUCCUGGAUUGUCUCCUUGAUAUUUUGAUUUAUGAAGGUCGAUGUUCCAUAAUAUUUGCUCACUCAAUGUGUCCUGCCAUCUAUGUAGUGUCCCUCUCUCCCAGCCAGAAGAUCUGGUUUUGUCUCAUAUGCCAUGGAGCUAUUUUAGUGCAGUAUAAUUUUUUUUCUUCUUGCUUAACUGCUGAUUGAACCAUGUUUAUUGGGGUCUGUUACUGCUGACACUAAUGAUGCAAUCCUUGUAUUGCUGGAUGAUCAAUGUGAUGGAGGAAUUGAUCCAGUCCCCAGGUGGACUGGCUGAUCAAAAUGUUGGGGGAUUGAUCUAACCCCCUAGAAGACCAGGAAGCAGAUGUCAUGGAAUAGGGAAAUAUGUAGUGCUUGUGAUGUCACAUGGGGAGACCAGCAGAAGGACACAUUGUAUUGUGUUAAACACCAGAGAGAGAGAGAGACACUGUGACUGAUUCAUCGUCGUUUAUUUUGUUCAUUCAAAAUUGUAUUCAUUGCAGGCAGAGCUAGGCCCACACAUGCUGACACAUAGAGACAAACAAAACCAGAUUCAGAGAGACACAGAGACACACACAUACAGGCAAACACAGCCACACUCAAAUUCUGCACCAGGGGCAACGUGUCCUGUUGCAGACAGAGCUGGUCAUACUGAUACAAAUGGACACAGAAAAACACAAACAGAAACAUAUAUAUCGAAAGAGACAUAGAAACACACAUGCUCACCAACACAUAGAGACAUGUAGACACUAACAAACACCGAUACAGAGAUACACACAGGCACAUAAUGUCCUCUGUAUAUAGUCAGGAUUGAUCUGUUUUAUAAACUCGGGUUCAUUUGUAUUAUAAGCUUACAUUAAUUUGUAUGAUUGAUCUGCAUAAUCACUGUUCAUUUGUAAAAUGGAUUGAUUCAUUCUGAGAAACUCAUGAAAAGUAAGCAUACUGACUUGUUUAUUUCAAUCCCAUUCACAUCUUGUACUCAUCUGUGUGAAAAUCCUGUGAAAUAAAUUUGUGUCCACUGA
This is a messenger RNA of Chiloscyllium plagiosum (whitespotted bambooshark), 3789 nucleotides long. NCBI's taxonomy places the organism in Eukaryota, Metazoa, Chordata, Chondrichthyes, Orectolobiformes, Hemiscylliidae. The record is from RefSeq and is a predicted model, not a curated record.